This is a messenger RNA of Mustela lutreola (European mink), 1334 nucleotides long. RefSeq names its product ribosomal RNA processing 36 (gene RRP36). Gene Ontology annotation, cellular component: nucleolus; 90S preribosome. Gene Ontology annotation, biological process: maturation of SSU-rRNA from tricistronic rRNA transcript (SSU-rRNA, 5.8S rRNA, LSU-rRNA). The record is from RefSeq and is a predicted model, not a curated record. Lineage: Eukaryota; Metazoa; Chordata; Mammalia; Carnivora; Mustelidae.
AUGGUCACAGAAACUGGGUGUGUGUUAAGCCAUAAAGAAAUUGUCAGAGUGUGGCGGCGGCCGCCAGACCUCCUCGCGGUGGCUGGGGCGGCGGGGAGGACGCCGGGGGCCUGCAGAAGGGUGAGGGCCCGGUUCGGAGCCGAGGGACAGCGGGGCGCGAAGGCCAGGGGGUGGUGCAGUCACCGUGAGACUGGGAAGUUCUCUGAAGGAGCCGCCGACGCUUUGGGAAGGAGAAGACCGUGUGUAAAAGUACGAUCAGGAGACGCAUGGGUUGCUGGGGAGGCGUCAGUAGACACAUCUAACAUGUCAUUUGAAGAGCUGUUGGAAUUGCAGAGCCAAGUGGGGACUGAGACAUAGUUGGCAGCUGGAAACAGUCCUAAGAAGCAAGGUUCUAGACCACGUGUCCAAAAUGCGUGUGUUGCAGAUAAGCACAGGCCUCUGGAAAUGUCAGCCAAGGUCCGGGUGCCAUUUUUGCAUCAAGUUGUCCCCAUCAGUAAGAAGGUAGCCCGGGAUCCCCGCUUUGAUGAUCUUUCAGGAGAAUAUAAUCCUGAGGUGUUUGAAACCUAUGAAUUCCUGAAUGACAUCCUAGCCAAAGAGAAAGAGUAGGUGAAAAAGCAGUUGAAGAAGCACCGUUCUGGGCAGGAGCAGGAGAAACUGCAGCAGCUGCUUCAGAGGAUGGAGCAGCAAGAACGGGCACAGCAGGAAUGCAAGCGGCAACAGGAGCUGCGCCUGGCCCUGAAGCAGGAGCAGAGGGCUCGGGCCCAGCAGGGCCAGCGGCCAUACUUCCUGAAGAAAUCUGAGCAGCGCCAGUUGGUCCUAGCUGAGAAGUUCAAGGAGCUGAAACACAGCAAGAAGCUAGAGAGUUUUUUAAGUCGAAAAAGGCGCCGAAACUCAGGCAAGGACCGGAGACAUCUCCCCUUGAGCAAAGAGUAAUAAGGAACUGUCCUGAGCUCUGCCACUGUGAGCCCAGUGAGAAAUGGAUCUGUGGGGACAGACUUUGGCUUGGCCUGUUCUGGUUCUUUUCCAUCCAAGGGCAAGAAUCUUAGCCCUUAAGCUAGGUUGGCUCAAAGAUGACUAGAGGGCUCUUGGACUGCUCCAGGGUUGGACAAGAAGAAGAGCAACUCAGCCUUGUGCUAUGCCACACUUCUCUGUUUGGAUCUGGUUCCUCGUGUCCUCAUGUCCUCCCAUCCUUGCUUUAGACCAAUGAUUGUGGUACAGAAGAGAACAGGCCAGUGAGUGAUCUUAAGGCUGGUGAAGGUCAUGAAGUCUGUAGAUGGUUCCUAGAGCUGGGAUUUUAUUUAAGAGCCAAUUCAUAAACAUUCCUGUCACUCUUC